CUUAUUUCAGCGGUAAUUUGAGAAUAAUGAAGAAACUUUUCACAACUAGGAUAAAUUCUCAUGGCAUCAGUGAAAAAUCAUUCGAGCUGCAAAAUUGUAGAUCAUCAUAUAUAGCUGCUUUUGGUUUCAAUCAAUCAGUUGAUAUUUUUGAUCGUCAUGGUGAGAAGAAACUGGAAAUACCUUUACCCGGAGAGGCUAUUUCCAUGUCCUGGGAUGCUGAUGGUGACAAUCUUGCUAUUAUCGAUGAUAAAACAUCUUCCGCUACGUUAUGGGAUUCUCUUUCUUUCAAAAUAAGCCAAAUUCAUACUGGAGUGAGAGAUAACCUAACUGUUUUGUCUUGGUCUAAGGUAGGAAGUCGUUUAGCUAUCGGGACAAGUAAAGGCAACCUUAUCAUAUACAAUCACAAGAAUCUAAAAAAAACAUCGCUUCUCGGAAAACAUACCAGAAGAAUAACAUGUGCUGUGUGGAACAGAAACAACAUUAUAGCACUGGCAAGCGACGAUAAAAGCAUCACUAUAAACUCUUCCGAAGGCGAUUUAAUUAAACACACCGUAAUACAUGAUCAGCCUUUAGGUUUGGACUUUGGCCGGAUGAAACUUGACGUUACCUCCGGAAGUGAAGACAAUACAGUUAGUUGCAUCAUUGGUAAGAAGAAAUUAUUUUUGCUAAAUCUGAACGACAUCGAAAAUCCAUUGGAGCUGGCAUUUCGUCAGGCCUAUGGUGAUUUAAUUGCAUACCACUGGUUCGGUGAUGGAUACAUUAUGGUUGGAUUUUCAUGUGGUUACUUUGUUGUGAUUUCCACACAGUCAAGUGAAUUCGGAAAAGAGAUCUAUCAAAUUUGUGAUCAUAAAGAUAGUUUACAUGAUAUUUCAGUGUCUACGGUCUUAAAUCGAUGUGCAACUGUGGGAGAUCGUUGCGUCAAAAUCCAUGACCUUCAAAAUAUUCGUGAACUAACUGCAAUUAUUGAAUUGGAGCAGCAAGAAGAAGAACUGAAUAAUUCAAAUAAUAACAACAAUAAUAUGAGUACUGGAAGUAUUGACAAUAAUCUAUUGAAGUAUCAGUUACAAUGGUCAGAUGAUGGACAAUUAAUGGCUAUUUGUACACCACAAAAACUUUUACAUGUAUUUCUAAGCCAAUUACCAUUGUUAGCUUCAUUAGCUUCUCCAAAUAGUACAAAUCUAUUGGCAAGAUUAACUUCUUUGUUGGAGGUUACUGUGGAACCUAUUCCAAAUGCUAAGCAAAUAGCUGACUUACCUGAACUAUAUCGUUCAUCGUAUUUAUUAAAAAUUGAAACGGAACCAACGUUUAUUGGUCUUGGACAAAAAUAUCUAUCUGUUGGGAUAAAUAAUCAUGCUUGGUUUUAUGAAUUGACCAAAUCAGAAAUCGUGUUAAUAUCGGAAUAUGAUUAUUUGACUACUGUGGAUCGAAUAAGCUUGAAUGAAAGUUAUGCUGCAGCCUGUGGACCAGAUGGAAAACUUACAUUACACUGGAUAAAUCCCAAAACGUUUCCUGACAAAUCAGAUAUGGCAAGAAGUCAAAAUAAAUUAAACAAAACUUUACGAAAUGAUGAUACCAACCAUUUAUCACAUGAAUCUUGUAUAUUUCCUCAGUCAACUUCAUUUGAUUUAAAGAUUACAUCGUUUAAAUUAACUAAUGAUUUUCUAAUUUAUUCAACAAAUCAUGGUGAAAUAUUUCAUUUCAAUAUUUCGAAUUGGAAUUAUGCGAAUAAUUAUCAGCAUAAUUGUUCCAUACUUCAUAUUUUUCCUAAUGCAAUUGGAACACGUGUAGCAUUUGUCGAUGAGAAAGGUUUGGCUUUUAUUUAUAAUCCAGCUAAUGGUCAACUCAUAGAAAUUCCAGAAUUUUGCCCCUCAAUAAAUAAUAUUUUAUGGGAUUUAGAAGAUACAGAGAAUCCUUUGUUGAUUGCUUACGACAAUUUACGAAUCAAUGUUUAUCGUUACUUUAUGAAUGAAUGUAUACUAAAUAACUUAUCAGUAAUAGCAUCAUCAAGAAAAGUUGAUGAUAUAUUGAAGAUACCGACGAAGCAAAUUACUGAUAAAAUUCAAAACGAUCCCAUUCUCAUUACAAAUCGUAAUAAAAAUAUAAAUAAUGACACAGCUAGAAGUAACAGUGUAACAUCAACUAAAUUUAGUAAUGAUAAGACCGAUUCUAACAAAUUAACUACUGAAGCAAUAUUUGGAAAUUGUCAUUUAAUUGGAGUUACACGUCUACCGAAUAAUCAUUUACCAUUGUGCAGUAUAAAUGGUGAAUUAUGUAUGCUUAGUCCAACUGGACGCUUAUUAACUCAAUUAUUAACAACACAUCAAUUUCGAUUAUAUACUAAAAGAAAAGGAUUAACUAUUGAUGAAAAAAAUUUCGAAUUUACCGGAAUAAAAAAGUUAUCCUAUCAUGAUAUGGUUACCUACUUUGAACAAGCUUUAAAAUGUGGCUGCUCUGAAGUUGCCGAAAUAUUUGCUAAUCAUCUGGAUUCACAACAAAUAUGGAGUCAAUUGGGUAUGAGUUGUUUACGUGUUAUGAAUUUUGACCUAGCAAUCAGGUGUUUUCGAUCUAUUCAAGAUCCUGGUCUUAUUUUAGCUGUACAACGAAUUCAAAAGAUUGAAGAUCGUUGUUUACUUGCUGGCUAUAUUGCAAUGAUUUUAAAAGAAUUUGAUAAAGCACAAGAAUUAUUUUUAAUCUCAUCGGAACCAAUUGCAGCAUUAGAAAUGAGACGAGAUCUUUUACAUUGGGAAGAUGCACUUCAAUUAGCACGUAAUUUAGCACCAAAAGAAAUCCCGUUUAUAUGUCGUGAAUACGCUAUAGAAAUGGAAUAUACUGGUGAUUAUAUCAAUGCUUUAAUGCAUUAUGAACGUGCGUUAAAUCCAUCUAGUGAUAAUAAUGAAGAUAAAUCUUUAUGGAAUUCUAAAGAGAAGCACCAACCAUCACAAAAAAAAAGAUAUGAUUACAAUAAAGAAGAAUGGUCAAAACAUAUCAAUUUGUGUAAUGCUGGUAUUGCACGAAACGCCAUUCGUCUUGGCGAUUUAAAAAGAGGUAUUGAAUUGGCUUCCACAAGUGGAAAUUCUAGUCUACAAAAAGAAUGUGCUGAUAUUUUAGAAAAGUGUAAACAUUGGAAAGAAGCGGCUAAUCUAUACGAAUUAGCUGGAUGUUAUGAAUCAGCAGUAACUGUUAAUCUGAAAUGUAAAAAUUAUAUAAAAGUUAGUGAAUUAUUAAUGCAUGUUACAAAUACACCACGAUUACAUUUACAAUAUGCCAAAGCACGUGAAACUGAUGGAGCGUACAAAGAUGCAGUUGAAGCUUAUGAAGCAGCACAUGAUUUCGAUUCAGUAAUAAGAUUACAACUUGAAAAGUUGAAUAAUCCUAAUGAAGCUAUUCGUAUACUAAAUAAAUCGCAUAGUAUCGAGGGUGCUAAAAUGAUUGCACAAUAUUUCAUUAGAAAUAAUGAUCAAACUAAAGCCAUACAAUUUCUUGUAAUAUCCAAAUGUUUCAAUAUUGCAUUUGAUUUAGCAAGAAAACAUAAAAAAAUGGAAUUGUAUGCAGAGGCUAUCGGUUUGAAUGCAUCUGUCAGUGAAUAUCAAAAUAUUGCAUGUUAUUUUGAAAAUGAAAAGAAUUGGUAUUUAGCUGGUAAAUAUUAUUUAUUAGCUAAACAAUAUGAAAAGGCCAUCAAACAUUUACUUCAUGUACCUUAUCGAGAAAAUAGUCCAGCUAUCGAUUUAGCACUUGAAGUAGUUGGUGAAGCUAAUGAUAGUCGUUUAACACAUUUAGUUAUUGUUUAUUUAAUGGGUGAAACUGAUGGUAUAGUGAAAGAUGCCAGAUACUUAUUUCGUUUAUAUAUGGUUUUAAAACAAUAUAAAGAAGCGGCUAGAACAGCUGUGAUUAUAGCUAAUGAAGAACAAAUCAAUGGAAAUUAUCGAAAUGCACAUGAUUUGUUGUUCAGUAUGGUACAAGAAUUAAGACAAAGAAAUAUCCAUGUUCCAUUUGAAAUGUUUGAAAAUUUAACUUUGUUACAUUCUUAUAUACUUGCAAAGGUUCAUGUUAAAAAUGGUGAACAUUUACAUGGCGCCAAAAUGUUAAUUCGUGUAUCAGAGAGUAUAAGUAAAUUUCCUGCUCAUAUUGUUCCAAUUUUAACAAGUACUGUUAUUGAAUGUCAAAAAGCUGGUUUAAAAUCAACAAGUUUUAGUUAUGCUGCAAUGUUAUUACGUCCUGAAUAUCGUGAUAAAUUAGAUGUAAAAUAUCGUCGUAAGUUUGAAACACUUGUACGUAGAACUGAUUUAAAAACUGAUAAUGUUGGAGUUUCGUCAGGUGAUAAUGGUUCAAUAUUAAAUCAAACGAAUUAUUCUGUUACUGAAACAUCUACACCAUGUCCAUCAUGUGGAUCACCUUUACUAGAGACUAGUUUAUACUGUACUGAAUGCAGAAGUACUAUACCAUAUUGUGUGAUCACAGGUUAUCAUGUUGUAAAAAAUGAUUUCGCCACAUGUCCUGGAUGCCGAUUUCCUGCAUUAUACAGUGAACUUAUGAAAUAUGUUGAAAACUAUCCAACACCAAUUUGUCCAAUGUGUAAUAUUCAUUUAACACGUGAUUGUAUUCGACGUUUAAUUGACUCAAAUGAUAUUUUAAAUCAAUGGAUUAAUUCAUUGAAUGUUGAUAUAUGUGAGGAUGAAUCAAAUGAGAAGAAGAAUAUAGAAUUGAGUAAAUAAACAAUAUUAAUGUGAUAAAGUAAUGAGAAUAUUUAUUCCGAUGAUUUAAAAUAAAAGUUUGUUUUUCUUUUCAUUAUAAUAAAAAAAUAAAUUUUAAAAAAUGAUUAUCAUUUACUGUUCUAAAAUGGAAAAAUUUUUUCAUUAUAACAGAAAUUUCGGGUUUGUGAGCACCUACCAGUGUGGUUAAGCAACUUACUUACUUACUUGCACCUGUUACUCCCAAUGAAGCAUAGGCAGCCGACCAACAUUCUCCAACUCACUCUGUGAUAAUCCUUACUUUGUAGUUUUAACCAAUUUUUGUUCAUUCUUCUCAUGUCUGUUUCCAUUUCUCGGCAAAAUGUGUUUUUUGGUCUUCCUCUACUCCUUUGACCCUGAGGAUUCCAUGUGAGGGCUUGUCUUGCGACACAGUUGGGUGCUUUCCCCAAUGUGUGUCCUAUCUAAUUCUAGCGCUUCUUCCUCAUUUCUUCCUCCACUGGAAUCUGCUUUGUUCUCUCACACAGUAGGUUGUUGCUAACAGUGUCCGCCCAACGGAUCCGAAGUAUUUUGCGCACAGAGCAGUUAAUAAGCACUUGUAUCUUCUUAAUGAUGGCUUUCGUAGUUCUCCAAUUUUCCGUCCCAUACAGUAGAACUGCCUUGACAUUUGUAUUGAAAAUUGUGACUUUGGUGUUGGUUGACAAUUGUUUUGAGUUCCAGAUGUUCUUCAGUUUUAAAUAUGCUGCUCUUGCUUUGCCGAUCCGUGCUUUCACAUCUGCAUCAGAUCCACACUGUUCAUCAAUGAUGCUGCCCAAAUAUGUAAAGGAUUUUACAUCUUCCAAAUCUUCUCCGUCAAUUGUGAUUCGAUUGAUGCAUGCUGUGUUGUAUCGGAGAAUCUUGCUUUUCCCUUUGUGUAUAUUGAGACCUACUGCUGCUGAUGCUGCUGCUACACUGGUUGUCUUCUCUUGCAUUUGUUGUUGCGUUUGGGAUAGAAGGGCCAGAUCAUCUGUGAAGUCUAGAUCGUCCAACUGCAUCCUAGAUGUCCACUGUAUUCCGUGCUUCUCCCCAGAUGUUGACGUCUUCAUGGUCCGCUCGAUCACCAGGAGGAAGAAAAAGGGUGAAUGAGCAACCUUACCUGACACCUGCUUUUUCUUCGAACGAGUCUGUCAGCUGUCCUCCAUACGCGAUUUUGCGGUUCAAUCCAUAAUGGGAAUUCCGUAUGAUAUUGACUAUCUUGUCGGGCACAGCUUAGUAUUUAAAAAGCUUCAAUAGUGUUUUUCUGCACACUGUAUCAAAUGCUUUCUCUUAGUCAAUGAAAUUGAUGUAGAGUGGUAAAUUCAAUUUAAUUUAUUGUUCCACAAUGUUCCGUAGUGUCACGAUUUGGUCAGCACACGAUCAAUCCUUACAGAAUCCAGCUUGUUGGUCUCAAAGUUGGUCGUCUACGGAGUCCUUUAUUCUGUGCAAAAAUACCCUGUUGCAGACGUUUCCUUGUAUUGAGAGAAGAGUGGUGCCUCUGCAGUUCCCACACUCUCUGAAAUCGCCGUUCUUACACAGUUUCAAAAUUAACGUAUAGUUAAUCCCCAGUGAAGUAUAUCUUAAAAUACCUAACUUGUUAGUAAACUGUAGUGAACGAGAACACAAGUGUAGACAAUCAGAUGUAUUUGGACACAAAAUUACAGAGCAUCUUAGUAAAAUCUAAGAACCAUACAGUAAAUACUUCAUUUGUAAAGUGUCAGUCAGUCAUCUCAGACUUAUUUCGUUUCACACCAUACUUUCUCUCUUCUCGUUCUCAUUUCUUUGAUCAUCUUAGCCUUUUACCACCAGGUAUUUCACUUUCGAUUGUUUGAUACACACUACUUAUUUCUGUCGACAUCAGUAGAACAUAUCACAAACCAUAUUUCAAAUUACCAUGUUCGGAAUGCAAUUUUCCCCCUCGAAAUGCAAAAUGUUGCUUCAGGAUUGGGCUGCAUGGACACCUGAACUAAUGAUAGGGAGUUAAGUAAGUGAGCGUGUCGACCGCUUCACUUAUCUGGGAAGUCUCAUCAACUCUUGAGGUCUGGUGUGUGACGAAGUCUCAGCACGGAUACAAAAGGCUGGACUGGCUUUUGCCACCUUGCGUCAUUUAUGGCGUAGGCGAGAUAUCCGUCUACUAACCAAAGGACGGGUUUACUAUGCAGCAGUUCGUUCCGUCCUACUUUAUGGCAGUGAAAGAUGGCCGGUAAGAGUAGAGGAUAUUCGCAGGUUACUAGUAUUUGAUCAUAGGUGUCUUCAAAGUAUUGCUCGUAUAUCCUGAGGCCACCGAGUAAAUAAUGCAGUUAUUAGGAAACGGGUACUACUGACUCGAAUCAAAAACUACAUCUCUGUGCUAAUGUGGUAUGGCAACUCGAACUGCCGUACAUACGUACGAAGUUCUAUGUUAUUACUGACUGACUGAUCUUUAUUUGAGUAAACUAGACAUAUUAAUUUGGAAUUAUGUCUGAUAUUUGUUUUGUUAUAAUGACAUCGUGGGUAUAUUUCAUUUUAUCUGAUGGACAUCUAUUUAUAAAAAGGAUAAGUUUUCUUUAAUCUUUUUCUGAAUAAAACUUUUCUUUCUAUCUAGAACCCACGACCAGUAGGUCCCGGGUUCGAAUCCCGCGAAGUAGUCAUGGAUGCGCAGUGCUGAGGAGUCCCACAAUAGGACGAAACGGCAGUUCGGUGCUUUCAGGUUUUUCAUGGUGGUCUAGCUUCAAAUGACUCAUGAUCUCAACUAUAAAAAUUAUCAUUUGUUGGAAGUUCAUUAUUAAUUUUCUUUAUACGGUCGCAAUAGUGACCUUUUUCAACUGUGCAGUAUCAUACACACUAAUAAGUUUAGUUAAAAUGUUAUUUACUAAAACCAAACAAUUAUCAAUUCCUAUUAUCAACGUAAUCAUCUGAGUUUGUCAAAUUAAAACAAUGAGUGAUAAAUACUAAUCGAAUCCGUGUGAAGAAAGAGCGCAACAUUAGGAUGGUUUAAAAUUCCUUCAGAGUUUAGUCUUUUAAAAAAUCUGAUUAAUUAUUCAUAUAUGGAUAAGUAUAAAUAUACGUGGUGAUUUGUAUUAGGCGUCUGAAAUAAACAGAAGUUCUUUAAAUGCGUAGAAUAGUUUACAGAAUUUGUGAGUAAAAGCAAAACGUCGAAGUAGAUAUUAUUAAUCACAAAUAAUUUGCUAUUGGUAGGGCUCCGAAUUAUCAUAUUUUUAAUAUCUACGACUGGAUAUUGGUCAGUCGCUAUUUUUAUUUGUGGAUCGUGGGCGGGUUGCUUCUAUAUGGCCAUGUCGUUGAAGGUUACUUAAAAUAGAUGAUUUGCAGCUAACCAUAGAAUCCAGAACAUGUAUAUCUUUCUAUUUAGGACUCGUCAGUUGUAUAUAUCAGAAUCCGGGCUGUGAAACCGUAACUUAUGGCUUCAAACAUUCAACUCAUAGUCUAAUGAGAUGCCGGCUCCAGGAGUCUAUUA
Schistosoma haematobium is the source of this 8154-nucleotide messenger RNA. RefSeq names its product WD repeat-containing protein 19. Gene Ontology annotation, cellular component: cilium; intraciliary transport particle A. Gene Ontology annotation, biological process: cilium assembly; intraciliary retrograde transport. The coding region runs from base 204 to 4712 and encodes 1502 amino acids. The transcript has 30 exons. NCBI's taxonomy places the organism in Eukaryota, Metazoa, Platyhelminthes, Trematoda, Strigeidida, Schistosomatidae. The record is from RefSeq and is a predicted model, not a curated record. Gene Ontology annotation, molecular function: protein binding.